Helicoverpa zea (corn earworm) is the source of this 1405-nucleotide messenger RNA. It is a transcript of the gene Wnt6, whose product is annotated as protein Wnt-6. Gene Ontology annotation, biological process: neuron differentiation; multicellular organism development; cell fate commitment. Gene Ontology annotation, molecular function: frizzled binding; cytokine activity. The transcript has 6 exons. NCBI's taxonomy places the organism in Eukaryota, Metazoa, Arthropoda, Insecta, Lepidoptera, Noctuidae. The coding region runs from base 300 to 1367 and encodes 355 amino acids. The record is from RefSeq and is a predicted model, not a curated record. Gene Ontology annotation, cellular component: extracellular region.
AUAGCGCGAAAAUCGUUUGGCGGUGCGCGUGCGGCGGGGUGGGCUCAGGUGAGCGUCAGUCCGCGCCGCGAUCUCCCACCGACAGGGAUCCACGCACGCCACGCCGCGAAAUUUCGGAACUGUUUAGAAAAAUCGAACGCAUUUCGUUCUCUACACAGAAAAAUAACAUAAAAACAAAUCGACGCGUUUAGAGAAUAGAAAUGGGCGGAGUUUCGGAGUAGAGGGUUUUUUUGGGUGAUUUUUCGGUUGAGGGGACAUGGUUACAGCCGAGGUGUUGGGGCAGUGAUGUCCGUCGAGAGAUGCGACCUGUUGUCAUCGCCGCCUGCUUGCUGCUGCUCGCGCCCAUCACCGACUCUUGGUGGGCGUCUGGCAGCGCAGUAAUCCUAGACCCUCGCAUGAUCUGCAAGAAGAACCGGCGCACGCGGGGCCGGCUGGCGCAGAUCUGCAGGAACGAGACGGGGCUGCUGAAGGAGAUCACCAGGGGCGUGACCCUGGGCGCCACGGAGUGCGCCCACCAGUUCAGGAACAGGCGGUGGAAUUGUACCACGCAGAGGAGGAGCAUGAGGAAGAUACUUAUGAGAGAUACGAGAGAGACGGGCUUCGUGAACGCGAUCACGGCAGCUGGAGUCACUUACUCCAUCACCAGGGCUUGUACGGCGGGCUCUCUGCUUGAAUGCUCUUGCGAAAAGAAUUUUCCCCAGGGAGCACCAAAACCCCGUCGUGGCCGCGAGUCAGUUCCUCUGCCCCCCUCCCAAGUGCCAACAGAGAGGUGGCAAUGGGGGGGAUGCAGUGACAACGUGCGCUUCGGCCUCAAGAAGUCCAGGGAAUUCAUGGACAGUCGCUACAGGAAACGGAGCGAUAUAAAAACCCUCAUCAAACUGCAUAACCAUAAUGCUGGGAGGUUGGCAAUUAAAAACAACAUGAAGAUGGAAUGCAAGUGCCAUGGGUUAUCAGGCUCAUGCACGCUAAAGACUUGUUGGUGGAGAAUGCCGACCUUCAGAGAGGUCGGCAAUAGACUACGAGACAGAUUUGAAGGUGCUGCCAAGGUCAUCGCAAGUAACGACGGGGAUAGUUUCAUGCCAGAAAGUCCUAGUAUCAAAAAACCUGGCAAGAAAGACAUCAUCUACUCCGAGGAGUCACCAGAUUUCUGCUCUGCAAACAUGAAGACUGGCUCCUUAGGUACUAUAGGCCGCCAGUGCAACGUGAGUUCAGCAGGAACCGACAGUUGUGAUCAAUUAUGCUGCAGACGAGGUUACAAAGAAACCUCUGUCAGAGACACUGAAAAUUGCAACUGCCAAUUCAAAUGGUGUUGCGAAGUUAUAUGUGAAACAUGCUACGUCAAACGAAAUAUACAAACAUGCUUAUAAUGUGAUAGACUAUAUAAUAAAUGUUUAAUACUUAAUUA